AUGACCGAUGGCAUCCUUCUUCGUGAAUUUAUGUCCGAUCCUUUAUUAACACAAUACAGCAUACUGAUGAUUGAUGAAGCGCACGAACGUUCUAUUAACAUUGACAUUACAUUGGGUUUACUGCGAAAAGUAAUUAUAGCACGUCAAGAUCUGCGAAUAAUCAUCUCGUCUGCAACUCUCGAUGCUAUUAUUUUCCGUGAUUUUUUCGAGUUAAAUGAUACAAAUGACAAAAGCAAAGACAUAACAAGUAUUAUCUCUGUUGAGGGUCACAUCCAUCCUGUCACUGUCUAUCACACAAGGAAUGCUGUAUCAGAUUAUAUUCAGAAGACGGUAGAAACUGUCCUUGAUAUCCAUAAAAAUGAGCAACCCGGCGAUAUAUUAGUAUUUCUUACAGGACAGGAUGAGGUAGAAUUAGUUAGUAAACAGCUGCUUGAAGCAGCUAAAGAUCUCAGGAAAAAAAAGGUAGAUAAACUUUGGAUUGUACCGAUGUAUGGCUCGUUACCGUCGUCUGAGCAGUUGAAAGCUUUUGAUUCAACCCCUUACGGCACAAGGAAAAUUGUCAUUGCUACAAAUAUUGCCGAAACGUCUCUAACCAUAUCGGGGAUAACUUAUGUGAUUGAUUGUGGUUUUGUGAAACUUCGAGUGAUGAAUCCUGAAAAUUAUUUCGAAAGCUUGAUGAAAUUACCUAUUUCUCAAGCAUCUGCACAACAGCGUACGGGUAGAGCCGGACGAGUUCGCCCCGGAAAAUGUUAUCGUCUCUAUCCACAAGAAGAAUACGACAAGCUUCUGGUAAAUACGAUACCUGAAAUGCAGCGACUAAACCUCGCAGCUGUCAUUCUCUUGCUGAAAGCUUUAGGGAUACACAAUGUGUUACGCUUUAAUUAUUUAUCACGGCCUCCUUCGUUUGCAAUGGUUGAAGGUCUUCAGUCAUUAUAUUAUCUUGAAGCCCUUUCUGAAGACGGUUUAUUAACCAAUCCGCUAGGAGUUCAAAUGGCAGAAUUUCCCUUGCCGCCUCAACAUUCCAAAACUCUUCUAUGUUCGGGUGAACUCGGUUGCAGUGAAGAGAUUGCGGCGAUUAUAGCAAUGCUUCAAAUACAGGACGUUUUUGUAGUGCCAUCGAAAUGUCGUCAUCAAGCUGAAUUAAUAAAAAGGAGUUUCUCGGUUGAGGAAGGCGACCAUUUCACUCUUUUGAACGUUUUCACAAAUUUCAUGCAGAAUGGGAAGUCAAAAAAGUGGUGCAUCAAUCAUUUUCUGAAUUAUCGCGGCCUGUGUCGUGCAGAAGCAAUUCGUGAUCAGCUAUUCGGUCUUUUGAGACGUCACAAUAUACAAAUUAAAUCAUGCAAAGAAAAUGGAGAAUUAAAAUCAAUACUUCAUUGUCUGGUAAAAGGAUUCUUUUCACAAGCGGCUUACUAUCAUUAUUCCGGCGAUUAUGUUGCUAUUAGGAAUGAACACCAUUUCAAAAUUUACAAAGGAUCCGCUAUUAUGUACAGAAGGGAAUUCCCAAAAUGGAUAAUAUUCACGGAAGUGCUACAGGAUUCGAUCCGUGACAUCAGCGUAAUUGAACCAGAAUGGUUGCAUCAGCUAGUUCCUAAAUAUUACGAAUUUGGGACGAUUCUAAUCGAAGGAACUGUGCAGUUGCAUUCUCAGAAUAGCAAUGUUCUUUACGAAGAGCCGAUACAUUCUGAUCUGCAAAUUCCUUAUGAGAUGCAGCGGCUUACGACAACCGCAUUCUUUGCUAAUGGUCCUGGUUUGGAUUAUUUCAUCAAUAAGGCAAGCAGUGAACGUUUGAGUAAAGUGAUGCCAAAGAUAGAAGAGACGAAUGAAUCGUUAAGUGCGAUAGAUUCGUAUGGAGAUGGAUUGAAAGUAAAAUUCAUAACGUAUGGUUGUCAAAUGAAUAUAAAUGAUGUGGAAUUGGUACGUUCAUUGUUGCUCUCAACAGGUUAUGUAGAAACAGAUGACGUCAAAGAGGCUGACAUCGUAUUAUUGAUGACAUGUUCAAUACGUGAAGGUGCUGAAAAUAAGGUGUGGGACGAGCUGAAAGUAUUAAGAAAAAUACGUCGCAAAAAUGGUGUUAUUGGAGUUUUAGGUUGCAUGGCAGAACGAGAAAGGCAUAAUUUAUUGACAUGCACUGAAAAUGUUGAUGUGGUAGCUGGACCCGAUUCAUAUCGCGAUUUGCCUCGGCUUUUGGCAAUUGCUCGCUGUGGAAGUAUGGCGAUAAAUGUACAACUAUCGUUAGAGGAAACUUAUGCUGAUAUUGUCCCAGUUCGAAAGGACAAAUCAAUAAUGCGCGGUUGUGAUAACAUGUGUACGUACUGUGUUGUGCCAUAUACGAGAGGACGGGAGAGGAGUCGUCCGAUGAAUUCCAUACUUGAUGAAAUCAGAAGCUUAUCUGAUCAGGGUGUAAAGCAGGUGACGCUGCUUGGACAGAACGUUAAUAGUUAUCGAGACCUGUCGGAAAUCUCAUUUCCUUCUACAUGUUUAACAGAACCUGGUAUGGCUCCUGGAUUUCGCACCAAAUAUAAACCAAAGAAAGGCGGAUAUACUUUUCUCACUCUCCUGGAUAAAGUAUCGCGAAUUGAUCCGGAAAUGAGGAUACGUUUCACUUCACCACAUCCUAAAGAUUUUCCUUUUGAGGUAAUAAAUUUGAUAAAAGAACGUUCAAAUAUAUGCAAACAAAUCCAUUUGCCGGCACAAAGUGGUAGCAAUGCUAUAUUGGAAGCGAUGGAUCGUGGCUACAGUAGAGAAAGUUAUUUAGAACUGGUCGAUCGCAUUAAAACUAUCAUACCAAACGUAUCGCUCACUAGUGAUUUCAUUGCUGGAUUCUGUGGUGAAACCGAGGAAUUCCAUCAGGAAUCUCUGAACUUGAUCAGACAUGUCGUUUAUUCUUUUUGCUAUGUUUUUCCAUAUAGUCAAAGGGAGAAAACCAGAGCAUAUCGACAUCUGAAGGAUAAUGUACCAAAGGAAGUGAAAAAUAGACGCCAUCAGCAACUGGCGAGCGUUUUUAGGGAAACAGCAUUAAAACACAACGAGGCUCUCAUUGGAAGCAAACAGUUGGUGCUUUUAGAGGAGGCAAGCAAGCGUUCUUCUGAACAUUUGCGAGGUCGAAUUGAUGGCGGAGUUAGUGUAAUUAUUUACAAAUAUUAUGAUGAUGGUUCGAGAUUAGUGGAGUUAAAACCUGGUGAUUAUGUUGCCGUUAAGAUAACAUCUGCUAAUUCGCAAACACUGCAAGCUUUGGCACUUCAAACAAUAAAGCUAAAGGAUUUCGAAAAAUUGAGAAAAGAGAAACAACCGAUCGACAAAUAA
This is a messenger RNA of Acanthocheilonema viteae, 3303 nucleotides long. The record is from the annotation of a GenBank genome assembly. Lineage: Eukaryota; Metazoa; Nematoda; Chromadorea; Rhabditida; Onchocercidae.